CUAUGUAGGAUAGGGAGGUUAUAAAUACCCAGCACAAAAACUCAUUUUAAGAGUGCAAAAUUGAAUUAUCUCGUUAAAGAAAUUACAAUUCCUAAAUUUCCUAUUCCCUAUUUAAAAAAAAAAUAAACAUAAAGAGAUAAUUGCCAUGGAUGCUUUUUAUUGUUCUCAAAAACUUGUGUUAAUUGCAAUUGCAUAUGGCUUAUUAUUAGGGCGCUCCCUUGGUGCGGGCCCACAGAAGAAGUAUGGGUCGAUCAUUAGUUUCGGCGACUCGCUUGCCGAUACCGGAAACAAAAUCACUUUCACCAGUUCACAAGCCUCCCGGCGUCCGUACGGAAUGAACUUCCCCGGCGGCCCCACCGGUCGUUUUUCAAACGGCCGACUCAUCGUCGAUUUCAUAGCUCAAAGCAUGGGGCUCCAGUUGCUGCAGCCGUAUCCGGCGAAGAACGACAGUAAUUUCAGCGGCGGCGUGAAUUUUGCGGUGGCUGGAGCUACGGCGUUGAACUCCACCCCUUCAUAUCUUUCAUUGGGAACCCAGUUGGAAUGGUUCGAGAAAAUGCUUCCAUCUCUUUGCAACAAUAUAUCAAGUUGCGAAGUAUAUAUUGGGAAUUCUCUAAUUCUAAUGGGAGAAAUAGGAGGAAAUGACUACAACGGUCCCUUCUUGGAUGGCCAGUCCAAGGAAGACGUUGAAAAGUUAGUGCCGUAUGUUAUCAAAGCCAUAAGCUCUGCUAUUGAGAGAUUAAUAAGUCAAGGAGCUAAAACAGUGGUGGUUCCAGGGAAUCUGCCCAUUGGGUGCUCGGCUGCAUACCUCACCAAAUUCCAAAGUCCUAAUAAAAGCGAUUACCCCAAAACUGGUUGCCUCAACUGGCUAAACAACUUCGCUCAACAACAUAAUACCCAACUCCAGGAAGAACUCAACCGCCUUCGCCAGCUCCAUUCCGAUUCACGCGUCAAAAUUAUCUACGCCGAUUACUUCAAUGCCGCAAUGAAGUUCUAUAGUGUUCCUGCUAAAUUUGGAUUUGGAAAUGCGACAAUUGCAUGCUGUGGAGGAAAGGGUCCAUAUAACUAUGACGCCUCAGUUCCAUGUGGUGUGAAAGGAUCAACGGUGUGUGCUGACCCUUCAAAGUAUGUUAGCUGGGACGGAAUUCAUUUGACGGAAGCGGCAUACCGUUUGAUUGCCAAUGAGAUAAUUACUGAAUAUUUGCAUGAUUGAUGAGCUUAUUGCAUACACAUUACCAAAUUUGAUCGGAUCGAUCAGCUUUAUUAUGUAAUGUUUUAAGUAAUUUAAGAUGUUUCAGUUUGUUUUCUUUAUGGAGUUCUAAACCAAAUGUGACAUUAACGGAUGAGACUAUUUACAUUUUUUUUGUUGGGAAAGCAAGAACACAAAUGAAUGUGUAGUGCCCAAGAUCAACACCUUUCCCUCUUGAAUGAAUCUGUGAGGAGCAACAAACAAACACACCAAAGAACACCAAGCAACAAGAUAAUCCAAGCACGAAAAAUAAAGCGAUAUGAGGCACGAGAUUUUAACGUGGAAAACCCUUUCAACGUGAAAGAGUAAAAAACCACGAGACCCUUCAGUCCAACCAACUCCACUACCACCAAAUUGAGAGUACAAAUGCACAAUAUAACAGCACCACAAUGAUAUCUAGCCCUUAACAACACUACGAAGGCACUAGAAUCAAAAUAGAGGAACAAAAGUGCAAGAAAUCGCCAAAAAAACAGCAGCUGGUGCGAAGCUCAUAACUUGAGAUUGAACCGUUGAAAUUCGAUCUCCACCGUUCAGAUUGAAGCUCCACGAGUCCUUAGACUCCUCCUAAAAUUUCAGCUCGAUCGGACAAGAUUUGGACCUCCAAUCGACCAAAAAACCAGGUCUGCGUUUUUCUGAAAAUGGCAGCGGCUAUCUCACUUCUUGCGGCUGUUUUACUCUCUUUUUGUGCGUGAAUAUCCGUGUUGUGGUACUGGACAGCUGCCAAACUUUUACUCUCAAAAAUAUGUGGACAAAAAUGCAUUGAAGACUUAUCCUCCAAAAAUAUUUGGGCCUUUUAAUUUAAAGAUGACACAUAGUUGGGAGCCCAAACCCAACAAAUCUCCCCCCUCCCGACUAUGUGGAGGUGGUUGCCAAACCGGCAAUCAAACAACAAGUUUCAA
Cuscuta campestris is the source of this 2145-nucleotide messenger RNA. Lineage: Eukaryota; Viridiplantae; Streptophyta; Magnoliopsida; Solanales; Convolvulaceae. The record is from the annotation of a GenBank genome assembly.